CACAACGCUCCGCGAAUAAGGAUUCGGCCAUUUUCCACAAUGCUGCUGCUGAAUGUCGCUGGGCUCGUCUGCUCCAUCCUCGGGUUUAUCCUCCUGGUGACUGGGAUCUCCACUGACUUCUGGUUGGUGGACUCCAUAUACCAUGCCGGACUGUGGGAAAUUUGUACAAAAGACAUGUGUUUGGAUAUUGUGGGGCCCGGAUACAUCAACGCCACCAGAGGGCUUCUGAUUUUCUCCGCCGUACCUCUCACCUUUGGGAUCAUAUUUUCCUGUCUUUCAUUUAUGAAGAUUCGUGUAGGAAGAAUCACCGCCUGCCUCGCGUCCGCCAUCCUGGAGGUCUUAGCAGCCCUGUUUAUCGCCAUUGGGAUGUCCAUCUAUUUGUAUAACAUAUCAGACUACAACAAGAAUUUCAAGAGUUUCCAUUACCAGUGGUCCUUCUACCUGUGCUUGGCCGCCAAGGGGCUUCUCAUCAUUUCAGGAGCAUGUCACACUCGGGCUCAUCGGUUAUGGACACUACCUGGAUAUGAGUCGGUGUAAGCAGUGCUAUGGUCCUGCCCUUCAUCAUUAUCAUCUGCUUUUUUCUUUGCAUUGCACCAUGUUCAUUGCACUACUGUAUACAGAUGAAUAAUACCUUGGUCACAUGAUGCUCCCAACCAAUGGUUGAAGAAUAAGUCCCUAGUCCAACCUCCCUCUCCCAGUUUAAGGGGUGGACCCAAACCUAUUAGAACCGAUCUAGGCCUGGCUUAUCCCAAAGCACCAUUUCCCAGCUCUGCUCUUGCUGGGUAGUCCAGUCAGUCAGCACAGGGCCCAUAUUUCCUAGCUUAUCCUAUUACUAGGCAUACAUACAUCCUAUUACUAGGCAUACAUACAUCUAGACUACAUGAGUUUUCACUCAAUUGCUCAUGUUCUUUAUCUCCAAAAAAUGAAUUUUUUUUUCAGACAGCGAGAAUAAGGCUGAACAAGGGCCUCUCCGCAAUACACCAAUCUCUUUGUUAGCCUCUGGUCGGUGUUAGUUCUGCUCGGCUCUCAUUUUAUAAGAAGUUUUCCUCCCAUGUCCUUCCAGGUUUCAUAUAGGAAAUCAAAGAUGUGUUAAAAAAAAAAAUAAGUCUACAUAUUGUACCACGAUAAGCCGACCUGUGAAGAUCCUCGUCAGUCGUUUCGGUAAGUUAGACUGAGAACAUAUUAGACUGUGAACAUUUGUACCUGUAUUAUUCAUUACACGUACACAGGCUAUAAAGCACCUCAAAGAUUGCUAAAUUUAGUAAAAUUUCUUAAAAAGUAACACUUAAAGGGACAGUGACCAAAUAUCCAUU
Hyla sarda is the source of this 1313-nucleotide messenger RNA. Its product is annotated as claudin-10-like. Bases 40 to 537 code for a protein of 165 amino acids. NCBI's taxonomy places the organism in Eukaryota, Metazoa, Chordata, Amphibia, Anura, Hylidae. The transcript has 5 exons. The record is from RefSeq and is a predicted model, not a curated record. Gene Ontology annotation, cellular component: plasma membrane.